CAAAUUCAAAGAAAAUUGUCUUUCUUCUUCCUCUCUCGUUUUAUUCUCUUCAACGUUCCUUCGGCAUUCGCAACUCUUUGUUAACAUUUGUAUUUGAUGGAAACAAGGCUUUAUGAGGCAUCAAUGGAAGGAUCUGUAUCCGCUUUAAAUUCACUGAUCCACGACGACCCUUUAAUUCUUUCGAAGAUUUCAUUGACCAAAUUCUCUGAAACUCCCCUGCACAUAGCAGCUCUGCUAGGCCACCUUGAUUUCUGUAAAGCACUUCUUUCUUAUAACUUCCAAGCCCCCAAACUUGUUCUCGAAUUGGACUCUCUCAAACGCUCCCCUCUUCACUUGGCUUCAGCUGCAGGUCACGCUGAGAUAGUCCAAGUAUUGUUGCAAGAAAAUGAGUCCAAGUCUCUAUGCUUGCUUAGAGAUCAAGAGGAGCGAAUACCCCUUCAUUACGCAGCCAUGAGAGGGCGUGUCGACACCAUUAAACUCCUUAUUAACGCACAGCCUGAGUAUGUUUUUGAGAAGCUUGACGAAGGAGAAACAGUUCUACACUUGUGUGUUCAAUAUAACCAUUUGGAGGCUCUGAAAUUGCUUGUGGAAUCGGUUGGUUAUGAGAACCGGGAGUUCCACAACAUGAAAGAUCUGAACGGCGGGAAUACCAUUUUGCAUCUAGCUGUGAUGCUAAAGCAAAUUGAGACUAUAACAUACUUGGUUUCUAUACCUGGAGUAAAAGCUGGAGUAGACACCUUGAACAAUAGCGGUUUGAAAGCCUUCAACAUGCUUCAGCACUUUCCGAAAGACUUUAGAAGCCUCAAAAUCCAAACUAUCCUUAUGGAUCAUCAUAUAGGACUCAGAGAACAAAGCAAUAACCAAGGCAAUAUUAGUCUCCCGCCACCAGUACUAGUAUCUACUGUUGGUCAUCAUGAUGGCGUGUUUCCUAAGAAAUCAACAAAACUAGCAAAAGCAAGCCACUGGUUGCUCAAAUGGAUUAUUGGUUACUUGAUACAAUACAAAGGCGAUUGGCUGGAAGAUGCUCGCGGAUCAAUCAUGGUGGUGGCUACAGUGAUUGCAACGAUGACAUUCCAAACAGCAAUCAACCCCCCAGGCGGCGUGUGGCAGCAAAACAUAAAUGCCACCAUUGAAGGAUUUGAUUGUCGCAGCCGCGAAAACUAUGAUGAUAUAGGCAAUAUAUGUUAUGCAGGAACCUCAGUGUUAGCGUAUAGCACUGAAUACAACUAUGGUUAUUUUCUAUUAUAUAACAGCACCUCAUUCCUUUCAUCACUUAUUGUAAUCUUUUUAGUCAUCAGCGGAAUCCCUCUAAAGAAUGAGAUUUGUAUGCUACUUUUGACAAUAGCCAUGUGCACCACUUUGACAUACUUGGGACUCACUUUCCUUAAAGGUUUGGCCCUGGUGACACCCCCUUAUUAUAUAAAAACCGUGCUGCAUAUGCUUCCUAAAUCCUUUCAUAUAUGGAUUGGAUUAAUUACCCUCAUCGUACUUGUUCAUUCACUUCGAUUAGUUGGAUGGAUUGUGAAGAAAUUUCGACCCCAAGUAUGUAAAUGAUGAGGCAACAUCAUUGAACAAAAGCCUACAAGCACAAAGAAUUUCCUCUGCAACUCAAGAUUUGGUCGAGAUUCUUCUUCAGUUUAGGGGGGUUUAGGGUUUAAUAAGUUACUGUUGGACAAGUUUGAAUGUCAUUGGGCCAUGUGUCUUUUCUUUAUUUUGAUUAAUUUGUUUUGUUAGUGAUCGUUUCGAAUGCUUGGUAAACAAGGACUAUAGUUGCGUGUAUAAUUGUUACCGUUUAUCAUGCCAUGUGACACAUCCAUGUUGUUUAUUUUCUUUCUAAUUGGUCGAGUCUUGCCACUUGUGCAACUGAGUCAAUAACCGUUGUUCGAAAUGGUUCCUUUUGUCUUUCAAAAGUUUGUAUAAAAGCUUGUUGUCCCCAAGCUUAAGUCAAUGUUGAAUUUUCUGCCAGUUUUGCUUGUAAGCUCU
Molecule: messenger RNA, 1983 nt
Organism: Ziziphus jujuba (common jujube)
Lineage: Eukaryota; Viridiplantae; Streptophyta; Magnoliopsida; Rosales; Rhamnaceae
Exons: 2
Coding region: 97-1554 (485 amino acids)
Molecular function (GO): protein binding
Source: RefSeq, a predicted model, not a curated record